Molecule: messenger RNA, 1998 nt
Organism: Phytophthora infestans T30-4
Lineage: Eukaryota; Oomycota; Peronosporomycetes; Peronosporales; Peronosporaceae
Product: tRNA(Ile)-lysidine synthase, putative
Exons: 1
Coding region: 1-1998 (665 amino acids)
Biological process (GO): tRNA processing
Molecular function (GO): ligase activity, forming carbon-nitrogen bonds; protein binding; ATP binding
Source: RefSeq, a predicted model, not a curated record
AUGACGCAGGCGCAGGAAGUGCUGAGCUUCUGGUUCGACGGCGACCAAACGGAGACGUACCGCAGCAAGUGGUUUCCCUCCGAUGGGUCAGACAUACAGAAGGUAACAGACGUCGAAGUUGCAGCGCAAUUCAGCUCGUUAUUGGCUCGUGCGGAGGCUGGAGAGCUCGAGAGCUGGCGUGACGAGAGUCCCGACACUUGUGUGGCGUUGAUAUUGGUCUUAGACCAAUUCUCUCGCCACGUUUAUAGAGACCUCAGUGUUGUAACGAAUGAAGAGCAACGUAAACGCAACGAUGUUCACGCUCUAGCGAUUGUAGAGCAGAGUUUGCUCCCUAAGCGUUGGCACGAGUCGCUUCCUGUGCCACGCUUUGUCUUCGCCUUGAUGCCUCUGCGUCACUCUCCUACACCUGAGCGACUCACUGACGUUUUAGCAGCUAUUGAAGCGCGCCGCCAAUUGCAAGAACAGCAUGGAGAUUUAUUAGAGAAGUUCCGACGUACGACCACCGAAAGAUUGCAGCAUCUGCGAGGAGGUCCGGAGAGCGAGACGACCGGCAUUUCCGACGAUGAUAUCCUAGAACGCGCUUAUAUGGAGACAGAUGAGAGUGACAUGCCCAGGAAUCGACUGUACCGUGUGAUGGAUGAGUACUUAGCGCAGAUGAAAGCUUCUGAGUAUUCCCACAUGGCUGUCUCGCUGUCAGGAGGUGUCGACUCGAUGGUGGUAGCGUACUUGAUGCACAAGUUGAAGGAGAAACACGGAGACUUUACGAUUGUAGCAGUGCAUUUGGACUACGGAAACCGACCCGAGAGUGGAGCUGAGUGUGACUAUGUGCGACGAUGGUGCGAGCGCUUUGGCAUCGUCUUCCAUGUCCGCCGGAUCGACGAAGUGAAGCGCGCAACGACGCGACGUGACGACUAUGAGAAGAUCUCGCGUGAGAUACGAUACUCUACGUAUGCAGAGGUGAUGCAGAAGUAUCAUAUCCCCGGUAUGUGCUUUGGACACCAUCGCGGCGACGUACAGGAGAACGUCAUCUCGAACAUGAUGAAAGGGCUGAGUCUGCUCAACUUGAACGGAAUGCAAGCGAGUAGCGUCGUGAACGGUGUGCGGAUCUGGCGUCCGCUAUUAGACUUGGAAAAAGACGUCAUCUUUGAGUUCGCACAUCGAUACGGUGUGCCAUAUUUCAAGGACACGACGCCCAAGUGGAGUACGCGAGGUAAGCUACGUAACCACCUGGUGCCCUUGCUCAGGGACAUGUACGGCGACGGGUUUCUCAAUAAUCUCUCGGCUCUUGGCGCGGAGUCAACGCAAUGCGCUGAACUUGUGGACUCGCGAGUUCUCGCUCCAAUCAUGAAGACUGUCGGACAGAGCGACGUGGCGGUGUGGGUGGACUGUGGGCUGCUCAAGGACCAGUCGUUCUUCGUGUGGAAAGAAGUGUUCCGUCAGAUCUGCCACUCCAUCAUGGGCAACAGUAUGGUACGCGAGAAGCCAUUGCACGAGUUGAUCCAGAAACUGCAGCGGUUAGACGCUGGACCUGUGGGUAAGGCCAAGCACAAGAACAAGGACGCCGAGGUGGGGUCGUGGGUUACGCUCAAAAAGGGUAACCGGUCAUUCCUGACCAAAGACAAGCAGCUCAUCAUCUUCCGCGACCAGUUCUUCCCUCGUAAACCAUACGUCGCGUCUCAGUUCCCUCUACUUGCCGGCGAGACGUAUGAAUUUGGUCCUUGGAAGGUACAAACGGAGCUGCUGGAUGUCGAUCAUGCUACAGUUCAAGAGCUGCGAGACUGCAAGACUUUGACUGUGUGGGAUCUGGUACAUGCCAAUGGAUUGUCCUACGUGUUCCCCAAUGCCCCACAAUUGGUGAUCGACUGCGCCUCACGACUCCACGUACUGCGUGCCAUCGAAAAGGUCAUCACGGACAAUAUGCCUAUUGUUUCUUCAGUCGGUGCUUUCGAUGAAGCCACUUCAAAAUGGGUACAUGUGAAGCUGACCUAUUCGCAAUAG